This is a messenger RNA of Moneuplotes crassus, 969 nucleotides long. NCBI's taxonomy places the organism in Eukaryota, Ciliophora, Spirotrichea, Euplotida, Euplotidae. The record is from the annotation of a GenBank genome assembly.
AUGCUCUGAACCAAUCUUACUAAACAGCAUGUCAUACUGAAGCAAGCAAGCCUACAUAUAGUAGGAUCCAGAUCGUUCUGCGUCAACAACUACUCUAGGGUAAAAGAUUAUACUUCUUCGAAAGAAUUCAAGAAGAAGCCAAAGAAAAAUGUGAACCAAAUCGCUCAUGACAAAGAAGCUUCUUCAAGUUUUAAAUUACGUGAAAAUUACAAAAGCAUCAGAAAUGCUAUGGAAGGGCCCUCAUUUAAAGAAACAAAGAAAAUUCUUAAAUAUGAACAAGAUCAAAAACCUCAUUAUCCCAUUAGUAAAGAAAAGGAAGAGCAGCAUGUUCAGGAGUUUAUCAAGGCCAAAAGAGAAGCUAUUCUUUCAGAAGAAGAUUUUGAAAAGCUACACAACAGCAACCAAAGGAUCCUCAUCUGGGAGAUAGACAGACUAGUGGUGAGAUCUGUAUUCAGGUCUCUGACAUACCUAAAAAUUCUGAACCUUCUUUCAUGUCUCUACGUAAUCAAAGGAGGGAUUCUCCUUGCAACCACAGGUAUCCCAUUAUUUUUCUUGGGAGGUAUUGGUGGACUAGCAUUCUUGCAUGCUUCUCUUAGAAAUGAUAUUCGAAAAUACAGCCAAGAUACCUUAUUAGGUGUAUUUUACCUAACAGAGUCACGCCAGUUUGAGACUUUAUAUUUCUCAAAAUAAACGUACACAGGCGUUUGAAAUUGAACCAUCAGAUGUUGCUCUAACUAGCAGCUUGAAGAUUAUGAGAGAUAUCACUCAAGUUAGAGAUAAUCCAAAGAAAAAGCAGAAGUUGGAGGCUCAACUAGAACAGGCAGACUCUAUCUAUGUCGAUACGAAAAAUAAUAGGCCCUGGAGAACAGUCGAUAGAGGAACCUGGUACAACCAGCCCCUCUGGUUAUACCUCUUGACCAAAUAUAACAAAGGAGAUAUCAAGAGAAGUUUGUAGAGUUGUCAUGAGAU